AUGGCCUACCAACCUUCACAAAACCAAACCUACUACCCGCAACAGCAAACCUCUUAUCCACAAUAUUCCCAAGAGGGAUACGGUGCCAACACAAAUUAUAGCGGACAAGAUACUUCAUAUGGCCACGACACAUCAUACGGCCACGACCCAUCAUAUAAUACCGGUUAUUCAUCACCCGGAAGUGCCUACCCUCCCCCAACAUCCAACACACAAAAUCCUUACGACACUCCAUUCGAUGACCCACAGCCCUACCAACAACCGCCAACAAACUAUUACUCGUCAUCAUACCCAGAAGAUUACGCAUCGACUGUACAGUUACACAAUGGUGGGGGAGAUAAUCGAGAUGCACCCGUUCCGUCCAAACCAGCUGAUUACGGUGGCAGAGAGUCGGAAUUAUACUCUAAAGAAUAUGGUGGUUCCGGGCCCCUCGACCGGGGGAAGAAGAAAAAGUAUAAAUUCAUGAGUGGCAUUUGUUGUUGCAAAGGAUGUGGCAAGUGGUGUGGCAUCAUUUGCUGCAUUAUAUUUCUGGUUAUCUUGGCAUUGGUUAUUACAGUAUUAGUACUCGGAAAGAGACCUACGGUUCAGUUCUUGGGUACGACACCAUCGCCUGAUGGAAAGCCGUCAUAUGUAAAUAAGGGUACCGCAUUAGAUUUUAACUUGGGACUUCGGUUUAAUGUCAUAAAUCCAAACAUCAUUGGAGCGACGUUCUCCAGGAUACAAGCAACGGCAUUCUAUCCUGGUCAUAAUAACCCGAUUGGGGGUGGUCGUCUAGACAACGUACAGAUCAAGGCUAAAUCCAAUACGACGUUAAAUUUCCCCUUCUCAAUCAACUAUAAUUCAACAGAUGAUCCCAACCUGGCUAUCAUCAACGAUAUAGUCAAGAAGUGUGGUCUCACUGGUAGCAAGCCACAGCCAAUCCAAAUCAAUUAUACGUUGAAACUCAGCCUGAAAGUACUAGCAAUCCCAUUCACGAUUAGUUCUAAUCGCGAUACAAACAUUAAUUGUCCGAUUCAGGAUGGAAAAGUACCAGCAAUACCUGGUCUUGAUAUCGGAUCCCUGGGCAAUUCAAUCGGCCAGAGAAUAAAACUCUAG
Molecule: messenger RNA, 1092 nt
Organism: Paraglomus brasilianum
Lineage: Eukaryota; Fungi; Glomeromycota; Glomeromycetes; Paraglomerales; Paraglomeraceae
Source: the annotation of a GenBank genome assembly